Messenger RNA from Brassica oleracea var. oleracea, 804 nucleotides. RefSeq lists its product as uncharacterized. The transcript has a single exon. The record is from RefSeq and is a predicted model, not a curated record. Lineage: Eukaryota; Viridiplantae; Streptophyta; Magnoliopsida; Brassicales; Brassicaceae. Bases 1 to 804 code for a protein of 267 amino acids.
AUGAGAUUCAUCGCCCGGUACCGUCUUUGCAAGAUCCUAACUCCAAUCCUCUCUACGUUCAUCAUGCCGAUCACGCUGGUAUUGCUUUUUUUUCCUGAGAAACUAGCGGGUCUAAGCAACUUCAACACUUGGCGUAGAUCAACGCUUAUGGCUUUAGGAGCUAGGAACAAGGCUGUAUUUGUUGAUGGAACCUUUGCGGAAGUAGAUAUGAGUCAUCCUGAUUAUGCGUCUUGGUCUCGUUGUAACAACAUUGUUUGUACUUGGAUCGUGAAUGCUGUGGAGAAAUCGAUUGCGAAGAGCAUCAUGUACUUGACUACAGCGAGGCAGAUGUGGCUGGACAUUCAUGACCAGUUCAAACAGAGUGAUGGACCAAGGACAGCAGAGAUUAAGCAGCAAAUCUUCGCAGAGACGCAAGGUUUUCAGAGUGUGAGCGAAUAUUAUACGAAGUUGAAGCAGCUCUGGGAGGAGUUGAAGAAUCAUGAGAGCCCUUAUACUUGUUGUUGUAGUCGUCUGGAUUGUCCUAGCCUCAAGAGGAUUAUUGAUCGUGAUGAGCAAGAUCACAUUUUGAAGUUUCUUACAGGUCUUAAUGAGACAUUCACUGUGACUAGAGGUCAGAUUCUCAUGAUGGAGCCCAAGCCUAAUAUCUCCAAGGUGUUCAAUCUAGUCUGUCAGGAGGAAAGGCAACGUUCGAUGAAAAGUACAAGCAGUGUUGCCUUCAAUGUGUCCCACACAGCUCCUGAUGCAGCACUUGUAGCAGCUUAUUCUGCGGGUUACAACAAGAGUAGUCAAGCGCACUCACUCUAA